AUAUACUUUUAUCACUAGAUUGUUGUAUCGAUAUUGUUGUCUGUUUCGAUGAUGAUAAAAAUAUCGAUAUUUUAAAAAUGCCUUCCAUAAUUGAAACUAAAAUCCGCGUGUCUUAUGUUAUUUACAAUAAUUCAAUGCGGUUUUUUUUAAAUAUUUUGAUUAGAAAAUGAGUGUGACAAAGUUUUUAAAAUUUAUUAAUUUAUCUAGGAUUAAUGAUUCUAAAGAUUUUCUUGGUAUUUCUCCUGGUGGUAGUAAUGGAAGUGUAAUAAUCACAUUAAGUAGAAAUAUUGUUAUUGUUGUUAAGAUAUCCACGCAACAACAGAUUUGUAGCUGGUCGACGCAAGAAAAAUUGUCUUCAAAAGUUAUCUUUGACAAUUCAAGUAACAAAUAUGUAGGAAUCUUCGGAAACCGAUAUAUUCGUUGUUGGGACGCCUCUGUUACUGAUAUAAAUUCGACAAAAAAAUUGAAGUUACAGAAAUAUGUUGUGGAUAUCAUACCAAGCAAAGGCGAACCAAUAAUUCUUUAUAGUGAUGGCUAUUGGGAUAGACUUUCAGAAGCUCUUUCAUUACUAAGAGGAUCACAUCCUUUUCCCGAUUCGUCAGAAACCGCACAUCAAAAAUGUGGUAACAUUAAGGACGCAAAUACAAAUUUUUGUAUUGAUGGAGAACAAGUUCUAACCUAUUUUGUACCAUCUGGAGACAAUAAUGAAAUAGAACUUGUAAUUAUGCCAUUAAAAGUUGGUGGAAAAAGAAAGAGUUUAAAAAUUGGGCGAAAGGACAUUACAGCCAGUUUAUCAGGUUAUGCUAUAGUUGAAGGAGAGAAUAAUUGUGUAUUAUUAACAAUUUGGUCAGAUCGCAGACUAUUUCUACUUAACCUAGAUGAAUGCAAGGAAUCGGAACAUUCUCCGGGCAAUUUCGUAGCCGUUAUUUCAACACUUAACGUUGAUUCUCCACUAUCGAUUUUAGGAAUAGCUAAGAAUUGCGUAGCAAUUUAUGGUGCAAAUAAUAAUCAAGAAGGCGCGUCGUUGUUAUUAUAUAAUACACAGUUUAAAGUAGUCAAAGCACAACAGUAUUUUAAAGUGUUCUUCGAUUCUUCGCGCAUUUGGAUAAUUGACGACAAUAUUCUGUUAGCUAUGGGUCAAAAUUUAUCUGUGGUAACAUACCGCAUGCCCCAAGAACUUUUGGUUGAUUUACUUGGAACUUAUCAUUGUGAAAACCCCAUUCGAAUUGAAGGUGAUCUUAUAAAUGAGGAGGAUUAUCUUCAAUCUAUCUGCUCAUAUAAAGAAAAUGUAUCCACUGUGAAUACAAGUAACUAUGAGUCCCUUACGAAUAUUCAAGAUUAUAGAAAUCAUCUUCCAAUAUCCCAUGAGACUUCAUACAAGUGCUAUGAUUUAAGAGAAAAAAGUAAGCCGUUUAUAAAAGUUGAUCAAGGGAAAUGCUUUCUAAAUAAUACAAUUACUGUGCAGGAAUCGAAAUUGGAAACAGAUCUAAUCAACAGAACACUAUUUGAGUUUUUUAUUCAUCAAUUAGAAAAUUAUGGAACUACUAAAGAAGAAGUUUCAGAAAAACUUCUAUUUUUGUUGGAAAAAUGCGGGGCGUCUUCUAAAAUGACGAGUUUAUUAAGUCGAUUGUCAAGUGCGCCUUUAUCUGUAUUUGCUAAGGUUUUUUUCUCUAUUCUUAUGAAAAGGAGUUCCAACUCUACAUACGAAAGUUUAACUGCAGCCAUGUUAAAAGCGUGUUGUCUUGAAACCGGCAUUCAACCAUUACAAGCUGCAAAAAUUAAUAAUUUUAGAAGUGAUUUGAGUUCAUUUGAUUUAAUAUUUCUGCUUGAUUACUUUUAUAAUCAACUUAGCCAACUAUCAAAGUCAUCUUCCGAAAUCUGCAAUAUGAAAUUAGAAAUGAGAAUAUUUUAUUGGUUUGAUAUUUUGCUAAAUGCAUAUUUUCAGCAGCUGUUAUUGUCAAAGGAUAAUAAAGUUUUUGAAUUACUUUUAAAGUGGGCGGAUUUAAUUUCUUCAUACCGAAAUCAAAUAAAAACGCUGGAAGACUUAGCAACACGCCUUUAUAACAUUGUCCAAAAAGAAGACUUUGUAGAAAAUUCAAACUCCUUUCUGUGGUACAGCAUUGAAGAUUUAUAUUUUUGAAAUAAUUACCGAUUUAAAGAAAUGUUUUAAAUUUCUUUAAUGUAUGUUAAAUUGCGUAAUAAGACCAACUAUUCAGCUAAUUAUAUUUUACAACAAGAGUUUACUAUCGUCUUUUCGUUAUUUAUUUUAAAAAAAAUCGUCAACGGUAAAAAUAAUAAAAUAUACUGAAUCUUUAUACUGUUAGCUUUGUAUUAAGAUAAUUGUAUAAGUCAAACUGCUUUGGAAAUAAACAAAUUUGUAGUAAUUUUGUACUAGUAAAUGUUACAUUAAUUAAUUAACAAUAAAGAAGUUGUGCGAUAAAUUUGGUGGGCAGAUUUUCAGUUAAUAACGGUAAAGGAUGCAGAAUGUACCAAACUUUGAAAGAAAGGCAGAAUUAGUGGCACUUUCAGCAUUUGUGAAAUAGGAUGCCAUAGUUAAGCAAAUAUGUACAUAUGUACAUAUAUUGGAGAAGAAAAUUGUGCUGGGACAUUAAAAAAGGGUUCAACGAUACAAUUCAAGACUUAACGAUUUAAUUAAAGAUGUCAGAUUUCUACGCUACUGGAAUUGUCACGGCCAAGGGCGGUUAUUUCGGCGAUCUAACCCUGUUUGGAUCGCUGAGUUUUGGGUUAAGUUUGUUAUCAUUGGAACAACCCCUAGCAGCAGGGCUGGGAUGUAGACCAACCCGGAUCUAGAUUUUUCCUGCUGCGUUUGCCCUAGAAGACUCCAUCUACCUCGGUUUGGUACAAAUCAUGCAAUGGAUAGAGCCACUUUAAAGCCAAUCGGGCCUUAAGACAUACCGGGAGUGGGUGGGAAGUUACGUGGGCUCAUACUGCCAACGCAGUACUGUUACAUUAGCCUCUACGGUUGUGCUAUCAGCACCUAAUUCGCCCACUACGCCGACACUCCACCCGAGUGGCCAACAAAGGACCAUUAGGGUCCAUAGAAACUCAAACAGGUAGCAUGACACCCAUUCUGCUCCCAACCUUCAUUCCGACUUAGAAACACUCAGCAACUUCUGCUUCCUCGCACAGUCUGUUCUGUGUAUCAAACCGUCAUACAUCGGUACGUCAUAUCAGUUACGUGCAGUACUUGUACUGGCUGAUGUCAUCCCCCCCGUUACAUGUUGUCCACCUGGAUAUCAUCCGGACAUACAUAGGUGCACUACUUCGUCGUUUUGGGAAAUGGAACUGGCGGAACAGAUAGACAAUUCGACAUUUUGCACAAUGAAUGACGAAGUCCCACCUAAAAUAUGGGCACAUUUAAUAGCAGGCUGGAUAUUAAAAUUGCUAGCGGUGGUCUGAUAAAUAGCAUAAAAAGUUAACCUUUCGCAUGAAACAAUCUGCCCAAUUUAUUUCCAUCGGGAAACCUGCCGACUAUAUUUCUGUGGACAACCAUAAUUUUGUUAACCCUAACAAGGAAACUCGAUCGGCUUCACAGAAUUUACCGAUUGCAGCUUCAUCGCACUCGCCAUUCCUACGGGCGUAAUCGCAGCAGAAUGUGAUCGCAGCUGCUACCGGUUGUUGUUGUUUUAACGGUUUCUCAAUCCCCGUUGGCAUGGUAAGGGUUAUCGGUGUUAUCGUCGACGUCAUCUAACGGGAGGCCCAGGAAACGUGUUGUUUCAACGGGAUCGGACCAGAGGGAAAAGGAUGUUAGAUUAGUGGGGUUUGUAGGGUAUGCACAAAGGUGGCCAGUAUCAUCUGGAGACUCCUUGCGUUCACGGGAAGGGAGUCGAUGAAGAUGUUGAUAGCUCUACUGUGAAUGGCGGUCAGUACCUGUCGGAAGUCAGUUGCGUCCGAAGUCCGAUCGGUGUACUGUAUCACGUCGUCGACGUAGUCAAGGAAAGACCUCUUAAUGCUCCUUGGAGGCGGUUCCGCUCCAAGCAGAUGGUUGCAAGGGUGAUUUCUACGAUAAUUUAGCAGGAACUGCUUGGAGAGAAAUUCCUUAUGCUUCUUAACUGGGAGCAUAAGGGUCUCACUAUGUAGGUGUUCGAUGGGAGACAUUAAGACUUUUCCCCAUGUGCUGCAGGCUAGCGACUUGAGGAUUUUGUGGCAGCUCUAUACCCUGGCGAUAAUCGCGGUCGUAUGGGAAGUAAAGGAGCAAAGUUGCUACCGGUCGCCUCAUUCCGUCUGGAGAAAUUGUAGAACUCCGCUUCAAUUUUCUAAACGCAGUAACUGUUUUAGCACGAAGGUGGCUACACUGCAAAAACCUUUUUCAACGUAAAUGAAACCGUUUUUUUUUGGAAAAAAAAAUGCCUAAAACAAUUUUUAUUGCUAGUGAAAAGAAAACUUUUUAAGGUUUUUGAGCCGCUAAAAAUCGGUUAGUGCAAAUGAAGCUGGAGAUUAUAAAUUGAAACUUCUCUUAGUUUAUCGCUCAGAAAAUCCAAGGCCCUAAAAAAUAAAUCCAAAACGUGUUUGCUUGUCAUUUGGAGGUCUAAUGCGAAAACGUGGGAGAAAACUUUUCACAUUAAAGACUGGUUAAGCUAUCAUUUUAUUUCUAAUGUCAAACGCUACAGCCAAUAAAAGAUGUCCCAUAUAAAGCGAUGCUAUCAUCUUGCAACAUAUGUUUAAUGAAAAUGGUACUAAUUUUACUCUUUUGUUUUCCGUUCCGUAUUUUCGAAAUUUGUAAUACAAAAGGUGUGACGCUGUCAAUCGUUAUCGCCCGAUACACAAUUCGGUAUGUCAAUUUCAAAAUAUUUAAAUAUAUCAUGAAAUGGCACGCGAUCUAUCUAUAACGCUUUAAAUAAUUAUCGCGUAACUGUAUCACAACCAAAAAAAUUGAACGUGUAGGUGGUGCCUUACUCGGAAAAAAGAAGUUGCGAAAUUACAGAAAACAUACAUACUUAUGUUUUGUUUUUUUGUUUUAUAGUGAUAAAGCUACGAAAAAAAAUGUUCGGGA
Molecule: messenger RNA, 5014 nt
Organism: Bactrocera dorsalis (oriental fruit fly)
Lineage: Eukaryota; Metazoa; Arthropoda; Insecta; Diptera; Tephritidae
Exons: 4
Coding region: 167-2140 (657 amino acids)
Biological process (GO): maturation of SSU-rRNA
Cellular component (GO): nucleus; nucleolus
Molecular function (GO): RNA binding
Source: RefSeq, a predicted model, not a curated record